Molecule: messenger RNA, 2985 nt
Organism: Naegleria gruberi
Lineage: Eukaryota; Heterolobosea; Eutetramitea; Acrasida; Naegleriidae
Exons: 5
Coding region: 1-2811 (936 amino acids)
Biological process (GO): protein phosphorylation
Molecular function (GO): ATP binding; protein kinase activity
Source: RefSeq, a predicted model, not a curated record
AUGAAUAAUAUCGGAGAUUUGGAAGACGAAAUUAAAGAAUUUCGAAUUGAUAAGGAGGAUUUAGAAUUUGGAGAAAAGAUUGGUAAAGGAGGUUUUGGCUUUGUAAAUAAGGGAACCUAUGAUGGUGAAGUUUGUGCUAUUAAACAAUUGUUCAUACCCGAGAAUUGUCGAACACCAAGAAAUAAGAUUGGACUUGCUAGCUAUAGUGAUGAUGAUGAAUUGUGGAAGGAGACUUUGAAUGAAAUUGCCAUCAUGUUACGAGUACAACAUUCCAAUAUUUUGAAUGUUUUUGGUUGGUCCGAUGAUAGUCAGUGUGUUUAUAUUGUUAUGGAAUUUCUGCCCUUCUCUCUUCAUAAAGUAUUAGAAACAACCUUUCCAGAGUAUGACUAUGAACCUCUGAUGAAAUCCAAGAAACAAAACUCUUCUCAACUCUCACCAACCAAUGAAUCAUCACAGAAUGGCAAAUUAAAACCUCCUUCAAAUCAACAAAACAAUAGACAAGUGAUCACACCAACCACAAAGAAACUUCUCGGAACUGGACUCACCAUUGUCGAAUCUCCAAUGGAUGAUGAGGAUGAACAAGCAGACAAGUACAAGAAAUUCCUCCAAUCACAACCAAUUCUCAGCAAUGAAAUGAAAUUACAAAUUGCCAUUGAUAUUGCCGAAGGAAUGCAUCAUUUGCACUCGAGACCAAAACCAAUCAUUCACAGAGAUUUGAAGAGUCAUAACGUGUUGUUGGAUAAGAAUUUGAUUUCGAAAAUUUCAGAUUUUGGAUUGUCUUCUGUGAGAAAUAGAAAUUCAGGAGUAUCUGGUAUGAAAGGUACAUCUGGAUGGAUGGCUCCAGAAAUGUUCAGUUCUGCAGCAUCUUCAGGAGAAAAAGCUGACGUUUACAGUUUCGGAAUGGUCAUGUACGAGUUGAUUACUCACUUAAUUCCAUUUCACGAUGUUCAAAAUCCAUUCACUGUAGCUUCACAGGUAAUUAUGGGACAAAGACCAAAGAUUGAAAAUGCUGAAAAAUUGGCACAAGAAUCACCAAUUAUUGAUUGCUUUGUUAGAUUGGUUUCGACUUGUUGUUUACAGGAUCCAGACGAACGUCCAACCUUCUCUCAAAUAUUGACCGAAUUGAGAAGUAUUCCUCUCCAAAACUCACUCGAAUAUACAGUAGAUAUUAAUGGAAAGGGAGACUAUACAUCCAUUCAAACAGCUAUCAAUGCUCUUCCAAUGGAUAUUACGAAAAUUAUACCAAAGAGGCCACUACCAUCUCAUUCAUUGACAAAAACCUUUUCAGCCAGUUCCAUGAAGAAUGCCUUCUCAGACUCGGGCUCGCUAAAGAAGGCCAGUAGUUUUAGAACUGGUAAUUUGGGAGAUAUUGGAGAGUAUGAAGAUUGUGGAUCGAGUGGAGGAGUCAUGUUGGGAACAAACAAUCCAGUCAAGAGUAAUCCACUCUCCAAUCUUGACAUUUCACUUGUUGAUAAGCAGAGACUUUUAAUGCAAAAAUUCAACUUGCCUUUCAUUGUGAGGCCAUCAGACGGAAGAAAAAUCAUCAAACCAACCAGACCACUCACAACACCAAUUAUUAAUAUUCGACCUGGAGUUUAUAAGGAACAAAUUCUCAUUGACAGAAGUGUCUUUUUGAAGGGAAUUUCGGAAGGAAAAUCACAUGCCAUUCUUUACAAACCAAAAGAUGUUGAGGAUGUCAUUCUCUUUGACAAUGUCAGAUAUUCGAAAAUUAGAAAUUUGAUAGUUUACAAUUCAGAGUACAAACCAAAUACCAAAACAACUGGAAAACUCCCACAUUGUACUGUUAAAUUGAAGGGAUCAAAAUGUGAUGCAUCCAUCGAAAAGUGUACCUUUAAGGGAGUUUCUUUGGAAAUUUGUGAAAAGGCAGAUCCAACCAUUACUGGUAAUACUAUUCGUGACUCUCCUCAUGUUGGAAUUCAAAUACAUUCAGGUGCUCAUGGCACUAUUGCUGAUAAUGACAUUUUUGGAAGUUUGGAAGCAAACAUUUUUAUAAAGGAUGGUGGAAAUCCAACAAUUGAAAAUAAUCAAAUUCACAAUAGCAUGGCUGAAGGUAUCAAGAUUGGAAAGGAAGGACUCGGAAAUAUUGUAAAUAAUAAGGUUUUUAGCAAUAGCGGAUCGAAUGUAUAUAUUGGAUCGGAUGCGGACCCUCUCGUCAUGCUCAACAAACUUUUCACCAGUGAGAAGAGGGGUAUCGAAAUCAGUGCCAAUGCCAAAGGAAAAUGCAGAAAGAAUAGAUUGUGUGGUAAUAGAGAAGAACCUCAAAUUCUCACCUCAACCUCUGCCAAGACAGUUCUGAAAGAUAAUGAAAUUUUACCACUACCAGUGGAGGUAAAACCAACAACUCAGACUGCCAACAAACCAACUGCAACCAAUACAGUUCCAAAACUUACCUCCACACCAGUCGAAGUCAAACCAACAACUCAGACUGCCAACAAAUCAACUGCAACCAAUACAGUUCCAAAGCUUACGUCCACAACAACAAGUUCUACAACUGCUAAUCAACCAACAGCAACGAAUAAGGUCAAUACAAAUGUUAAUAGUGGAAAAGUUGUGACUACCUCUCAAAAGUAUUCCAGUACUCCAAGCACAUCCAAUACAACAGCAACUGGUUCAAGCUCAUCAACAACAACUGGAAGACAGGUCAACACAACUCCUAUCAAACAAUCCCAACAACAGCUCUCAGUCACAAACAGUUCAAACAAUGUAAAUAAUACCAGAAACUCUCCACUCUCUGUCAAAUCUUCAACCCGUCCUUCUGUACUUUCGGUAAAAUCCAGUGACAAGCAUUAAACAUUCAAUGAUUUUGGAAAGAUUGUAAAUUCGACUCUUUUAUGAAAUGACGAUUUGGAAUGAACGCAUAAAUAUUAAUUGUAAUGAGGAUGGAGGCGAAAUUUCUUUUUGAGAAUGGAAUGGAUGAAUAGGAUAUUUUGGCGAAUAAAUUGUUGAGAUGAAGUGUCAUUUAAU